AUGUCUUAUAAAUAUACUCCCCACAAUUCUCGACAUCCAGCAUCAUCUCGUUACCCUGCGGUAUCAGGCCGCGAUAGUGGUCUUCCCGCUGGGGGCCGUUUGUCUUAUCCCGGUAACGACAGGAAAACCCUAAGGCCCUCUCGGGAUACCAUCGGCGACACAAGGGAUCUAUACUGCGAUGGUGGCUCCGAAAUGUCUUUCGAUGAACCGAACGAAGAGCUCAAGUCCACAUAUGUCCCCUCGAGGACAAAACUCGCCGCUGCGGCAGACGUUAUGACUUUCUUGUUUACUUCUAUGCAACUCGAAGACGGCUACAGGAUUGAGCCAUGCGCUUUAUCCACUCUUCGAAUCAAUGCUCAAUCAUCACCAGAAUCCAUUUCAGAAAAGGAGCGGGAUUUUGCAAGUAAAAAACUCAGUUACUACUUCGACCAAGCGGUGCUAUUUGUGGAAGCAGAGGACUGGGUUAAUUCGGAAACAUGUGGUGUUCGUGCUAUCAAUAUUAUAUUCUCCGAGCCAGGAAACACGAUCCCAGAAAUCUGGUCACAGAGAUACGCGGCAGUAAUUCUUUUACUUGUAUCGAAGUCGGUAGCAAAGGAUUGGGAAUUAGUAUCAGAGUUGGAGCUUCUCUUCGAGCCCGACCUCUCUGACCAACAAUCCCUGCGUUGGUAUGGUAUUUGCACUUCACUACUUUCCUGUGAACUUUUCGAUAACAAUCAACUCGACGAAGCCGAGUCUCGGUGUCAGAGGCUUCUUACAAUUUCCGCACGGCCUUGGCCAGAACCCACAAGCCUACAAGAAUUACAAAGCGAAGAGGCAUAUCCGGCAGUGACCCGGCAAGAACUUGACAGUGUCGCCUACGAGCUUUUAGCACUGAUAAUGGCCGAGAAAGGCGAUAUGUUAGAAGCAGGGUUUUAUAAAUCGUUAGCCACGCCUGCUUCAUCUGGCGCUAAAGAUCAAAAAGCAUUGAACGAGAGCCUUCCUACACCCUCGCAUCGUUAUAAAGAGCUCUGGGAGUCGAUCAAGUAG
Molecule: messenger RNA, 1026 nt
Organism: Orbilia oligospora ATCC 24927
Lineage: Eukaryota; Fungi; Ascomycota; Orbiliomycetes; Orbiliales; Orbiliaceae
Exons: 1
Coding region: 1-1026 (341 amino acids)
Source: RefSeq, a predicted model, not a curated record